Molecule: messenger RNA, 990 nt
Organism: Cooperia oncophora
Lineage: Eukaryota; Metazoa; Nematoda; Chromadorea; Rhabditida; Trichostrongylidae
Source: the annotation of a GenBank genome assembly
AUGUUUCAGCUAGAAGAGGAAUCGUUCGUGUCCGUGCCGGCAUUGGUGAAUUUUUACAAAAGUCACCGGCGUCCAAUUACAGCUGCCUCCGGGUGCAUUAUCUCAAAGCCGGUUUCUGAUGACAGAGCUAUUGGACUAAUCCUAGAUGGAAAAGAGCUGGAGGCGAGCUAUAUGCACGUCCUGAAGCCUCACAUGAGUCAGAUACCGCAGCCAAGGACGCUUUCUCAACGGGUACUUCUGAAUCAGACGGCUCUUCGUCAGUAUGCUGCAGCACGCCAACAACGUCCAAAGUCCAGCAUCAGCCAACAUCAAAUCAGCGUAGCUCCCGAAACCGUCUUAGUGCCACCGGUACCAGCCGCUUUGAUCAAUCGUCCACUUCCGCUUCCUAUCCGAUCCCCACGGAACACUCAGGAAGAAGAAGAGGAUUACUCCGAAAUGGAUUACGACGCCAUGGACGGUAUAUUAGAUGCAUCCUCACUGUCGAGUUACGAAAGAACCCGAAGUUCUAGCACAAGUUCUAUUCCUAAUGUUAUGUCGCGACAAUUUCAAUCGUGUCAGAAUCUUAGCUAUCGCUCACACUCCCCAUGUACGACGGCAGCGAAAAUUCCUCCGCCACUUCCGGUACGACCCCCGUUGCCUCCACGGCCGAACUUUAAGAUGGAUACGAGCACAAUGGUAGACGAAGUUGAAUUGGAACAUUCUCAGUCUGAGGACGCCAGGGAUAGCGCUUUUGUUGAUUACGAUGAACCUCGAACAAAGCUCACAGACGAUGAUUAUGACAAGGUGGGUACGAUUAUUGAGAUGAGGGGUCAUGUUGUGGCAGGGAUGUGCCAAGUAAUUCAGGUGCCACAGGCCAACAUCACAGCCAUUUAUAACUUAGGUCGAAUAAUCCGAGCCCAAAGGACGGUCUCCCAGAGAUGGCCGUACCAUUUAUCGUUUCAAUCUUUCGCAACACUUGGCGCAACCUGCCGCCUUAUGCACUAUUUUUGA